AUGCUAAGUGAGUUUGAAACUUCAUCGUCAACAGUUGAAAAGCUUACUUUAUUGGUAUUCAUUGCUGCUAUUAUCAUCGGAAACAUUUGUGUAUUCGUGACGUAUUUUCUUCGUACCAGUGGAAAACAUUGGUCACAUAUGUUUGUAUUAGGCAUGGCAUUUAUUGAUCUAUUUAUCGGUGGUUUUGUUCUUCCUAUGCGUUUUCAAAGUACUUACGGAAGUCCUCUAACGUCAAAAUUAUGCGCUGCUUCAUCCAUUGGUGAAUCUUGUGCAUUAGCUUCUGUGAUUUAUGCUAUUGGUUUCAUGAUUUAUACUCGAUUAUAUUAUUUAAAAAACGCAUCAACAUCUUUUCACCGUCGUUAUCCUCUAAUGUUAUUAUUAGUGUCGUGGGUUGCUUCCUUUAUUUUCUACGGUAUUCCAUUCAUGACGAACAACUCAAUUGAUCAUUUAAAAGUAGUAUCGUCAACAACAAAUGCAGCCUUUUAUUGCACAACAUACGCAAUAUUUAUUCAUCAUCCAAACUGGAUGGCCUAUACGGAAAUCGGAAUUAUGUAUUCAUUGCCAUUUUUAUGCAUUUUGAUAGGUCUUCUAUUUCUUAUACGUCAUUUAUGCCAAUCAAAACCAAUAGAACUUGAUAAAAUGCAGCGUAAAGAAUAUUAUCAACAAAAGCAAAUGACAUGGCACGUUGUUAUAUUAACUAUAACAUUUAUCUGUCUAUGGCUACCAUGGGCUACAACACGAAUUCUAAUUAUAUUUUACAAAACAAAUGAAAUUCAACAUACUUUACAAAUAACAUAUUAUAUUCUUAUACUCAAAUCAGCGGUUUUCCCUGUCUUAUAUGCUUCAACGAACGCAUCUUUUCGUGGUUCAUUUGCUAUUUAUAGACAUAAACGAAUAACAUUUAAUAAUCGUGUAUGGACAGUAAAUGAAAGUUUGAGAAAUUAA
Rotaria socialis is the source of this 945-nucleotide messenger RNA. The record is from the annotation of a GenBank genome assembly. Lineage: Eukaryota; Metazoa; Rotifera; Eurotatoria; Philodinida; Philodinidae.